CUAAAAAAACAAAAAAAAAAGUAAAAACUGUGUGUGAGAAUUAUCAGCUCUCCGCCGCCAUCUCCCCCUUUAUUUCAGGGACUACUACACUCCGGCGUUAAAGGCCUAGGCCGUGACAGAGCGGGAGCACGCAGGCCUCUCAGCAACUGGGCCGCGCUCGUGCACGCCCCCAGCGCUCAUUGUCUGCGAUAGUAAACACAGGGGACGCGCACGUCACGCAAAGCCUCACAGGAAGCACGCGUCACAGCCACGUAGGCGACUGACAAGCGUCUCGGCCAAUAGGCGUCGCGCCUCCUCAACACCACGGCCAAUAACGCGGAAGGAGAAAGGCGGGCCUUCCCUCCCGAACAGCCCGUGAAGAGAGAGGAAAUGGCCGCCAUGGAGGUGGACGGGCAGAGCGAGUAUCUGCAGCACGGCAACAGCAGCGACGACAGCGACCAAGGCGGCGGUGGCGGACAGACUGAAGAUCUGACAUCUGUACAAUUGACAGGAGGUCCUAAUAGAUGGGAAGUCUUGACUCCAGCCCAAGCUGCAUUGAAAGAUGAAGCUGGAAAUAUAGUUCAGCUACCAGGUGGUGCUACAGUAACAUCAACUGGACAGUAUGUGCUGCCCCUUCAGACUCUACAGAAUCAGCAUCUCUUUUCUGUAGCACAAGGAACAGACACUGCUAAUGGGACACUUUCUAAUGUGCAGUAUCAAGUUAUACCCCAGCUUCAGACAUCUGAUGGUCAACAAGUCCAGCUUGGCUUUGCAACUUCUGAUAAUGGUGGUUUAGAUCAAGAAUCUGGUCAGAUUCAGAUUAUUCCUGGAAAUUCUAGUCUUUUGUCAUCAAAUCAAAAUAUAUUAACACAAGCUGGUCAGCUUCAGCAGAUUCAAGGGGUUACAUAUGGAGGACAAACCCAAGUUGUUACUAAUGUCCCACUUGGUCUUCCUGGUAACAUCACUUUUGUUCCUAUAAAUAGUGUUGACCUAGAUUCACUGGGUCUGUCUGGUAGCUCAGAAGGCAUGACUGGCAUUACUGCAGAUGGACACUUGAUAAGUGCGGGACAAGCCAUAGAUAGCUCUGAUGCUUCUGAAAGGACUGCAGAGCAAGAACAUGUUUCUCCUGAAGUUGGUGAAACAAACUCGGAAACAGAUUUGUAUGUGCCAACCUCUUCUUCAUCUCAGCUUCCUGUUACUAUUGACAGUUCAGGGAUGCUUCAGAGUGGAAAUAGUUUGGCCGACAGUCCAUCUGGGCAUGUGCAAACAUCUGAUCUUCAGGGAAACUACAUCCAGACUUCAAUUUCUGAUGAGUCGCAGAAUAUUCAGGUCUCCACAUCGCAACCAAUGGUACAGCAAAUCCAGCUUCAAGAUAGUCAGGCCAACAGUCAAGCCCAGCUUGUGCAAAGCAUUGCACAACAGGCAAUCCAGGCUGUUCAGGCUGGAGGUCAAGGCAUAUCAUCACAAGCUUUGCAAAACCUUCAGCUGCAGCUGAACCCUGGCACGUUCUUAAUUCAAGCCCAAACAGUGACUCCUUCUGGCCAAAUUGCCUGGCAAACAUUUCAAGUUCAAGGUGUACAGAACUUGCAAAACUUGCAGAUUCAGAAUUCGUCUCCUCAACAGAUAACAUUGACACCUGUGCAGACACUCACACUUGGCGGAGGGGGUACUCCAGUUAGUUUAAGUACUGGUCAGUUGCCAAAUCUACAGACUGUUACAGUAAACUCUGUGGAUGCUUCAGGUAUCCAUUUGCAGCACGGAGAGCACUCUGACAGCCCAACAGCUAUCCGAAUUAAGGAAGAAGAACCUGAUCCAGAGGAGUGGCAACUUACUGGUGAUUCUACAGUCAAUACCAAUGAUUUAACACACCUGAGAGUCCAAGUUGUUGAUGAUGAACUUGACCAACCAAAUCAAGAGGGAAAGAGACUUAGAAGAGUGGCGUGCACUUGUCCCAACUGCAAAGAUGGAGCUGGAAGGGGUACCAACCUGGGAAAGAAAAAGCAACACAUCUGUCAUAUCCCAGGAUGUGGUAAAGUAUAUGGUAAAACGUCACAUCUAAGAGCUCACCUGCGUUGGCAUUCUGGCGAACGUCCAUUUGUUUGCACUUGGAUGUUCUGUGGCAAAAGGUUUACACGAAGUGAUGAACUACAGCGACAUAGAAGGACACAUACUGGUGAAAAGAAGUUUGUCUGUCCUGAGUGUUCCAAGCGAUUUAUGAGAAGCGAUCACCUUGCCAAACACAUUAAAACCCAUCAGAAUAAGAAAGGCAUUCAUACCAGCAGCGCUGUAUUGGCAUCCAUAGAAGCCAAGCCUGAUGAUACAUUGAUAACCGCUGAAGGUACAACCCUUAUCCUUGCAAACAUUCAACAGGGGUCUGUAUCCGGCUUAGGAACUGUAAAUACUGGCACCAGCAGUCAAGAUCUCCUCUCCAAUUCAGAGAUUCCCCUACAGCUUGUCACAGUUUCUGGAAAUGAGACACUUGAGUAAAUAUCACACAACACCUAUUAAUUGUGGUUAUUUUUAUACAGUAGUGAGGAAAAAACAAAAACAAUGUUCUUGAGUUCUUAGAUAUCUUUUUAUUGAUGUGCAAACUUUUUUGGAUUGACAGUAACUUGGUUAUACAUGACACUGAAAUGCCUUACUUUGUAUGCUAUUCCAUAAGUAUGAAGAAAUGGUAAAAUUGCAUGGCUUUUGUAGGUACUUCUGGAAUCUAGAAUUGAUGAAAUUUUACCAUGACACAUACGAGUAUAAAUAAUGACAGAUGGAUAUGGUAGUCUAACCAAAUGCAUCAAUCCUGUGUGGUUUAGUGUAAAAAAAAAAACAUACAAACAAAAAAAUCAUCAAAAAAUUCAGAACAUUUUGGUAUUUAUCUAUUGUAAGAUAACAAAGUUGAUGGGUAACAAAGAAAUUAUGUUAUGGGAUAAAAUUUUGUAAUUUUCUCAAUGACUGGAAUUUUUAUUAUGCAUAUACUGACAAAUCACGUUUCCCAGCACACACAGCCUGGCUUCGGUUUCACCACCACUCACCAACUUAACCAAAAUUAACAACCAAUUUGUUUUAAUUAGGUGAACCUAUGUACACAAUUUUAAAAAUUUCUCUUGUAAAAAAAAUUAAAAAUAAUCUACAAUAAGGUUUUUAACCUGGCAGCAGCCACUGUCUGGAUUGUUUAAAAAUACAUUUAAAAAAAGCCAUGCGCAAACGUCAAUUUGCAAACCAAAUCUUGCUAAAGUUGUUAGUCAUGGAGGCAAUAUAACCAGUGUAGAAAGAAUUUGUAGGUUGACGCAUUUUUUUUUUUAUAAUUUUUUUUUUUGAAUGGUUAAUAGUUUUGAUUAAGCACCCACGUUAUUGAAUACUGGUGGACCAAAAAUAGUGAACUGUUUGUCAUUCAGGAGCACAUCUAUCAAUUUUUGAGUACUCACUCGGACAUCAAAACCAUUGUAAAUGAAGUAGUCUAGCAUAUGCAAACAUGAUCGGAGUCCUUUCAUAGUGACAGAGGCAUACAAAUACUAGUCAUGGGUUAAAGGGGGGAAAUUACAAGGGUGGGUUUCUCAUUAUUUUUCUUUUUCUUUCUUUUUUAUUUUUUUUAUUUUAUUUUUUUAAGUUAGUUGGUGAAUCAGCGUUUAAACAACCUAUUUGCUUCUACCCAUUUAAAAUUGUAUGUAUCUAAUACAUGUACCUGAUAAAUAUGUAUAUGUUUUUUUUUAUGUUGCUGUAUUUUUGUUUUUUUAAUUGUUUAUAUUUUCAACUAUAGAAAAGUGUACAAAUACAAAGUUACAUUGCAGGUAUGUAUGGUCUAUACCAUUUUUUUUCUAAGACGUAGCGUAAUAAAAUGAAUUAAAAAAAAAUUUAAAAAAAUAAACUGCAGCACCUACAACAGUUCACCUAUUUACCGGCUUCGUUUGGGUCUAUUUCUUAUUGUUAUGACCACCUCAGAUUAAAAGAAAAAAAAAGCUACCUUUAAAAGUGUAUGUUUAAAAGUGUAUUAUAACAGUGUGGUAGUUUAAUAAAACACUAUUUUCUUUCUUUUGACUUUGCUGUAUUCAUACUCUGAAUAUAUUUGUCCGUUCCAAAUAUAAAUCCAUCUAGCAUUAUAUUCUACUCACAAGUUGGCUUCAGCACAGUUGAAGUUAAACUGCCUUUAAAUCACUGAAUGUAUGUAUAAUAAGAACAAAGUAUAGAUCACUCAUUUGCUUUAGAUUUUAUGGCAAGGUUUUUUUUUUCCUUUUUUUUAUUUUUUUUUCACCUACUGGAAUUUGAUCAGACCAAUUUUUCUAUUCCAUCCCCCCAGAAAAAAUAAAAAAAAAUUCUUUGUUGUAAAGUGGACAGUUAUUCAGAAAUACCAAAUUUUUUUCUAAUAAAAAGAUCUUACAGUAAGGCUUGUAUUACCUGUCAUAAAAGGCAGAUCGGGCAUCUGGAGCCUCCAUUGAUCUAAAGCCAAGGGGGACCCAUUCCAUGAGAAAAGGUUACCAAGCUCUGACAAGUGUUUCGGUAACAACCUUUCAUUUCACUGGAGGGUGAUCACUACCUUGUUCCUCAGAUCGGGAGGUAGACACAGCUGCUAGAUCAACUUUUAUUGCAGGUCUUCUAGAAAUGUCAUAGUGCAUUUGCCUAGCAAACUCUAAGCAUUUCCACCCUAGACUAGAAUUAGUUUGUAAACUACAACCCUCAGUUUUAGCUAAUAGUUAUGUAUUGGGAUCUGUUAAAAAAAAAAUGUAAUAUCUGAUUGGGUCCCACAUUAGGAAACCUAUUCACGUUACUGUACUGAAUGAUUGCUACCCUGUGCAUGGGCCCUAUCACCCUAAUUAAUAAAGUGGAUCCAAGACCUGGCUGUCUUAACCGUGGGCAUGUACAUAGAAUCUAAAAAUAUUCAAACCAGUUUGCAAACUAAAAUGUGAAAAUAUUUGGUUUAUUUGAGAAAGGAGAGGAAAACAAAUGUAUGUUCAGAAUAUUGAGAUGGUGGCCUGUAAUAUGUUGUAGCUGUUUGUGUCCUGCUUCUGAAAUAAAACAUUCCCCUUGCGUCCUUCCCACUCCAGCUCUUUUUUUUUUAAAGCUUUUCUUUACAUUAACUUUCAGUUAAAAUCUUUUGCAAGCCCCAGAUGAAAUCCGUCUUUCUUUCUUAAUGGUUUUUUUUCUCCAGUGAUUUAAUCAAAAUAUACACCUUUCUAAUAUUGAACUGUGAACUGUCAUUUUUGUUGUCAGCACUUUUUGCAAUCAGAUAUUCACCCAAUUAAGCUGUAAGAACCUUUUAUAAAGUUGUAUAUGAUGUGGAAUUGCGUCUUGUACACUCAGAAUCUGGCGUCUUUUAUUUUAUUUUUUUGACAUUUUUUUUUUUUAUUUCAUGUGUUUUUCUUGGUUUAAAAUUAUACUCCCAUGAUUUUUUUUCUGCCAUUUAAAUAGGUUAAGAUUUAUGUCUUUGUUUAAAACAUAAUGCAUUUUUAUACUUGCUCCUAUGUGUUUCGUUAUGGUAUAUUUCUGUAAUAUGCAUGUAGGUGGAAUUUUGCUGCAUAGGUAGAUUUAAAGAAAAAAAUAAAGUACAAAUCUGUAAAUCUGUAAACGUUUUACUUUAUAUCGGUCUUUGAGUUUUUAUUA
Messenger RNA from Hyla sarda, 5568 nucleotides. It is a transcript of the gene SP3, whose product is annotated as Sp3 transcription factor. Gene Ontology annotation, molecular function: RNA polymerase II cis-regulatory region sequence-specific DNA binding; DNA-binding transcription factor activity, RNA polymerase II-specific. The transcript is spliced from 6 exons. The record is from RefSeq and is a predicted model, not a curated record. Lineage: Eukaryota; Metazoa; Chordata; Amphibia; Anura; Hylidae. The coding region runs from base 370 to 2466 and encodes 698 amino acids. Gene Ontology annotation, biological process: regulation of transcription by RNA polymerase II.